Messenger RNA from Cladocopium goreaui, 462 nucleotides. The record is from the annotation of a GenBank genome assembly. Lineage: Eukaryota; Dinophyceae; Suessiales; Symbiodiniaceae.
AUGUCGAUGGCUCUUUUCAUCGCAGUUGGAUCCGUGGACUCACAAAGGUUAGUGGAUUCAGCCGGAGAGCUCCUCAAGCCCUGGCAGCGAGCAGAGGAGGUUGGCCUCCAAGAGGGCUCUUCAGUCACCGCCGUGGUCCGCUGUGCGCACCUCAUCGGGGACCGCACGGCGCGCGGCUUCGCGGUGCUGAAGGCGGAUGGCGGCGUGGUGGCCUGGGGCCAUCCCAGCUAUGGGGGCGACAGUCGCCGCGCUGCGCCACAACUCAAAGACGUAGCCAAAGUCUUCGCCAACUGCGGGGCCUUUGCGGCCAUCCGCUGCGAUGGCACAGUGGUGACUUGGGGCCAUCCCAACUGCGGCGGCAACUGUCGCAAGGUGCAGGCGCAGCUGCAGGAGGCAUCCUUGGGAAACUUGCGGAACUUGCCAGAUGAGACCGGUGUGUGGGCAGCUCAGACGCAGUGUUAA